Musa acuminata AAA Group (dessert banana) is the source of this 1065-nucleotide messenger RNA. RefSeq lists its product as uncharacterized. The transcript has a single exon. Bases 254 to 901 code for a protein of 215 amino acids. Lineage: Eukaryota; Viridiplantae; Streptophyta; Magnoliopsida; Zingiberales; Musaceae. The record is from RefSeq and is a predicted model, not a curated record.
CAGAGCAAGAGAUGGAGAAGCGAUGCUUAAAGGCGGACACGGCUUUCGGUGGGCGUAGUAGUAGACGGCGACUGAGAUAAUUCGACCGUUGGAGCGCGUGCCGUGUCGUGCGCUAUUUCGUGUAGCCCGAGACCAGAUUUCCCCCAAUUCGACCGUUGCAAUCAGUUCAAAUAGUACCGUUAUAAGUCGAACUCGAUCCCUUCUUCUUUUACCACUUCACUUUCCCCUUUGGAGGCCGAAGAAGGAGGAGACGAUGACCAGCGGCGGAAGCAGCAGCGGCCCAUCGGCGGACCCUUGCCACAAGCCUCGCCACCCGCUCCACCAGAUCGCCGAGAGCGCCACCCACAAGCUCCUGCUCAAGCAGUGGAUGAAGGAGGAGGAGAUCGUCGCCCGGCGCGUCGCCCUCCGUGAGUCCCGCGUCGACGCCGUACGCCGCCAGAUCGCCGCCCUCUACUGCCUGUUCUUCGUCCUCCACUCCCUCGUCCUCCUCCUCCUGUACCACGCGUCCGCCUCCGCGCGGCCCCCCUCCGCCGCUUGCCGCCGCUCCUGGAUCCCCUGCCUCUGCUCCCUCGUCUGCUCCUUGGCCAUCGUGUGGGCCGUCCGGUACAAGGCCGACACGGAGACCGUGCUGGAGCGGCUGCUGGAGCGGGAGAGGGAGGACGGGCUGCUGCUGGCCAAGUGCGUGGAGGAGCUGAAGCGGAAGGGCGCGGAGUUCGACCUGCUCAAGGAGGUGGACGCGCUGCGGCGGGCCAAGAGCCUGCGCGUCGAGGCCAAGGGCGGCGCCGCCAAGGUGCGCAAGUGGUCGGCCAGGGAUCUCGCCACCACGGUGCUCCUCGCGCUGUCCUGCGGCGCCUUGGGCCUCACGAGGUUCGUGCUCUGUGAUCAAGAACCUCGAUCAUGAUGGAAUCAGGGCUUCUGUUCUUGAUAGGAGAAUUAUUUUGGUUGAUGCAGCAGAAUGAUGCUUGUUCUGCUGUUCUCGUUCUCGUUCUUGUUUUGUGCCCAAUAAGAUUGUUGUGCAAAUAUUAAGUCUUUGAAAAGAAGACGUUUUUAUUCUUCCUCUCCAAA